CAUUAUGCAUUAUUUGAAUUCAAAUUCGCCAAUAGGCUUGCAAGCCAGACCCAUGUCAAGUUCAUAUUAUUUGAAUUCAAAUGCGCCAAUAGGCUGGCAAGCCAGACCCACGUCAAGAUGUUGAAAUUAAAUUUACUGCCGCUAGGGGCGACUAACGUGUAUAAAUACGUUGCGAUCUCGGCGGGAGUUUGAGUUGUUCAAAAUGCACAGGCGACUCUCUGAAAUCCGCAGACAGGUGAACGCAAACUUCGAUCGAGCCAUGGAUCGCAGUACCGAGGAGGCCACAGACGGACUUGUGGAUAGGUUUGCACUGUUUCGAAGGGAGGAAGGAGCAGGACCCGCACAAAGCAGCAGGAGGAGAAGACCACGGAGGACACAACUUUUGAUAAAGGUCUCCGUCCUUAAGCAGGACAUUGCGGUGUACCGCUGUACACAAGAAAUCUUAGUCACCUGCACAGUGGUACUGCAGGACACAAUGUCCCGCGAGGAGUUCCUGCACGCCCUCAGGGAUAAAGUGCCGUACAUGCCAGAGGCCUUCGACCUCUGCAGGCUCAUUGGCCGUAGAUUCAUCGUUCUGGUCGAUGUCUGCCCGAGAGACCUUCGGGGACGUGGCAUGAUGGGCCGGUCCAAUCUGUACAUCCGACCAAAGGUACCUCUGCCACCUGCUGGCCAACCCCAACCUGCCGGCCCAGAAACCCUGCACACCCUGCCCGGCCCUUCUCUACCUCCCAGCACUUCUCCACCUCCCAGCCGUUCUCCACCUCCCAGCCGUUCUCCACCUCCCAGCCGUUCUCCACCUGACAGCAUUUCUCCACCUCCCAGCCCAUUGCAGAAAGGACAGUACAGGCUGGUGGGGCAGAUGAUUGCCGUCUGCCUGGUGCAGGGGCAGGUCUCUCCCAGAUUUUUAUCUGAGCGCCUCUACAGACAGGUGUGUAAUCUGUCCCCUCUUCCUGCCACUUUGGAAGAGGUGACAGAUUACAAUUUGAGGACCAAGCUCCGAAAGGCAAUGUACUGA
This is a messenger RNA of Gadus morhua (Atlantic cod), 1015 nucleotides long. RefSeq lists its product as uncharacterized. The record is from RefSeq and is a predicted model, not a curated record. Lineage: Eukaryota; Metazoa; Chordata; Actinopteri; Gadiformes; Gadidae. The transcript has 6 exons. Bases 203 to 1015 code for a protein of 270 amino acids.